UGCUGCUGCUGCUGCAGAAGCUCCCCCGCCUCCUCUUUCUCCUCCGUCGCCGCCGCCGCCGCCGCGGAGGAAGGAUGGAUGCUCCGUCGGAGGCUGAGGGGAGGCGGGGCCCUCCUCGGAGCCCGGCGGCUCCGUCCCUCCAUGGCGAAGAGGAGGCGAAGGAGGAGGAGGAGGCUCCAUCCCGGAGGCUCCUCUUCGGGGCCUGAGGAGGACUCCUAAUGCCGCGCCGCCAUGGCCGAGACGGAGCGUGCCGACGGGGACGGGGCCUUGGGGGCCGGGCUGUGGAAGCUGCGGGGCCCCUCGGAGCCGGAGGAGAGGCUGGAAGGGGAGCCCAAGGCGGCCUCGGAGAAUCCUCCUCCUCCUCCUCCUCUUCCGCCGGUGGAGACGUUGAACCUGAGCGGCCGGGGCCUGGAGGAGCUCCCCGAGGGCCUGUGCGUGGCCCUGGGCCCCAGCCUCCGCGUGCUCUCGCUGAGGAGGAACCGCCUCUCCGGCCUGCCUUCGGCCUCCUCCCUCCGCCACCUGGCCCACCUGGCCGAGCUGGACUUGAGCCACAACCGGGUCCGCAGCCUCGAAGGCCGGGCCUUGGGGCUCCUGGGGGCCCUGCGCAAGCUCAACCUCAGCCACAACCAUUUGGGGGGACCCCCCGAGGGCACCGUGGGGACGCUCCCCGAGGGGCUGGGCGCCCUGUGGCACUUGGAGGAGCUGGACCUGAGCUUCAACCGUUUGAGCCGCCUGCCCCGGGAGGCCCUGGCCGGACUCCGUUGCCUGCGGGCCUUGGACGUGGACCACAACCGCCUGCCAGCCUUCCCCUCGGGGGUCUUGGAGCUGGGCGCCUUGGAGGAGCUGGACUGCUCCGGCAACCGGCUCCUGAGGGCCCUCCCCGAAGGCAUCGCUUCCCUCCGGCGGCUGAAGGUGUUGUGGCUCAGCGGCACCGGCUUGGCGGCUUUGCCUGAAGGGCUGUGCCAACUGGGCGCCCUGGAGAGCCUCAUGUUGGAUGGCAACGGCCUCAAAGCCCUGCCGGCGGGUUUCGGCAGCCUCCAGCGCCUCAAGACGCUCAACCUCUCCUCCAAUCUCUUGGCGGACUUCCCGGCGGCUAUCUUGGCCCUUUCCAGCUUGGAGGAACUCUACCUGAGCCGCAACCAGCUCACCGUGCUGCCCUCCGGUUUGUGCCGCCUGCACCAGCUGCGCACCCUCUGGCUGGAUAACAACCGCAUCCGGUACCUUCCAGACUCCAUCGUCCAACUUGGGCAGUUGGAGGAAUUGGUGCUUCAAGGCAACCAGGUGGCCAUUUUGCCCGAAGGGUUUGGGCAGCUCAGCCGGGUCAGCCUCUGGAAGAUCAAGGACAACCCUUUGAUCCAACCCCCCUAUGAAGUGUGCAUGAAGGGCAUCCCGUACAUCGCGGCCUAUCAGAAGGAGCUGGCCCACUCCCAGCCGGCCCUGAAGCCUCGUCUCAAGCUGGUCCUCAUGGGCCUGAAAAACGCUGGUAAAACCCUGCUGCGGAAGUGCCUCAUGGAGGACGAGGAGGAAGAGGAACAGAGCACCUCCUCCCUGAUGGCAGCCAGAAAGGAAUCUGGGAAAACUCGGACCAGGGGAUGCUUCAUCCCACCCCUGAGAGACCCUCCGCAGGCUCGGUCCUCAAAAGCAAUGCUAAACCACCACCCCAUUGUUGAGCAACCAGAGGCCUCCCCUCUGCUCUCUCCCUCCCUAAAAUGUCCCCAUUUAGGACUCCUCUUUGCUGAGCAGUGGGAUACACUCUCCAACCCAUUCCCAAAAGUUGUUGGGCAGACUAAGGGGGGAUGCUCUGCUGCUGAGCAGCAGGAUGAUGAUGCUCCGCUGUCCCCACCACCGAAACUAAAUGGGGAGAUACACUUAGGAUAUUACCCUCUGCCGCAGCCCCUGGUUUCCCACACAGCCGGACUGCCACGGGGCAGCAAGGGCAUAGAGGUGGCAGACUGGACGGCAGAUGCCAAGAGGGGCUUGACUUUCAUUGUGUAUGAGCUGGCAGGAGACCCCAGUUAUGAUGUGAUCCAGCCCUUCUUUCUCUCCCCGGGAGCCCUCUAUGUGUUGGUGGUGAACCUGAGCACCUAUGUGCCACAGUGUUUUUAUCCUUCGGUGGGCCACUUCCUUCACUGGCUGGGGGCCAAGGUCCCUCAUGCCGUUGUGUGCAUGGUGGGCACCCAUGCUGAUCUGUGCGCUGAGCGGGAGGUGGAAGAGAAGUGCUUGGACAUCCACCGCCAGAUCGCCUGGCAGGAGAAGUGUGACUAUGAGGGCCUUCAGACUUUGGCCCAGCAGGUGGACGAAGCCCUGGGGCAGGAUUUUGACUUGCGCUGCUCCAGCCCUCAUGUCGCCUUCUAUGGAGUGUCAGACAAGAACCUUCGGCGCAAGAAAGCUCAGUUUCAGUACCUGCUCAACCAUCGCCCGCAGAUCCUUUCCCCGGUGCUGCCUGUGAGCUGCUGGGACUGCUUCCAGGUACGCCGUUUGCGAGAGAAGCUCCUUUCAGUGGCGGAGCACCGAGACAUCUUUCCCAAUCUGCACCGGGUGCUGCCGAGAUCCUGGCAAAUGUUGGAGGAGCUGCACUUCCAGCCACGGGCUCAGCAGCUGUGGCUCACAUGGUGGGACUCGGCUCGACUGGGCCUGCAGGCGGGCCUGACCGAGGACCGUCUCCAGAGCGCCCUGUCCUACCUGCAUGAGAGUGGCAAGCUGCUGUACUUCGAGGAGCACCUGACCUUGCGAGAGUAUGUCUUCCACAACUUGCCCAGGCUCAUCGACAUCCUCAACGUCUUCUGUCAGCGUGAUGCCACAGUCUUGCUCCAGAAACUGCUCAGCAACACCCAUGUGGAUGAGCUGAAGGUUGCCCAGCUGCAUCAUUAUGUGGAAGGAUUCCUGCUCCAUGGACUCCUCCCUGCCCAUGUUAUUCGCCUGCUUCUUAAGCCGCAUAUCCAGAGCAGAGAGGACCUGCAGCUCAUCCUAGAGCUUUUAGAAAAAAUGGGACUCUGCUACUGUGUUAAUAAGCCCAAGUCCAAGCCCUUGAAUGGAGCCACAGCAUGGUACAAAUUCCCUUGCUAUGUGAAGAACGAGAUGCCCCAUGCAGAGGCCUGGAUCAAUGGGACUAACCUGGGCGGACAGUCUUUUGUGGCUGAACAGCUGCAGAUUGAGUACAGCUUUCCUUUCAUUUUCCCACCUGGAUUGUUUGCCCGCUACAGUGUCCAGAUUAACAGCCAUGUGGUUCAGCGAUCAGAUGGGAAGUACCAGAUCUACGCCUACCGGGGAAAGGUGCCUGUGGUGGUAAGUUACAGGCCAGCCAAAGGCACCCAGCAGCCAGAUACUCUGUCUAUUGCUAGUCAUGCAUCCCUACCAAAUAUAUGGACAGCUUGGCAAGCCAUAACCCCGUUAGUAGAAGAACUGAAUGUACUGCUUCAAGAAUGGCCAGGCCUGUACUAUACCGUGCACGUCCUCUGUUCCAAGUGCCUUAAAAGAGGGUCGCCCCACCCGCACACUUUUCCAGGUGCCAGUGUGUGGCAGGAUGGUCAUCUGCCCAGGUUUCCCAUUGAUGUGGGUGGCCUGCUCCCUUCCAACCAUUGUGGAAUGUCUCCAAUUGCUGUGCUGUAACUGUUUCCAGGAGGAGGACAUGGCAGUCGUGAGAGUUGAGUCAGAACACCAGAAGAAUAUUGCUGGCAAGCAGAACAUACUUCUGGCAUAAAAUCAAGUCAAACUCCUGACCUUAAUAAGAAGUGGGACUUCUCUUUCAACAGUCUCAAGUAAUGGAGAGUGUGUUUUGAAAAACUGGAUUGGGGAGGAGUUGAGCAGAUUUCAGAGCCAGGAAGAUUGUACAUUAGUUUUUAAAGAGUGAGAUAUUUUCCUAGACUGUGUUCUUUUGACCCAGGUUGAUACUGCUAGUAGUACAGUGGGACCUUGUUAUCCGCUGGGGUUUGGUUACAGGAUUCCCCAUGGAUAACAAAAUCCAUGGAUUCUCAAGUCCCAUUAAAUAUAAUGGUGUCCUUUAUAUAAAACGGGAAAUCAAGGUUUACUAUUUAGAAUAUAUACUUUUUUGAAUUAUUUUCAAGCUGUGGAUGCUUGAAUCUGUGCAUUAAAAAAAUCCAUGGAUAAUGAGGUCUGACUGUACAGCAUUUAGUAACAAGAUACCUGGAAGUAAACUACAUGCAAGUAUCUUCAGAGAACUCAAUGAUCCCGUUCAUAAUAAACAUUAAUGUUGCAUAGUGCCUCCUGUUUUGCAGAAUUAAGUUAAUACUCUGGAGACCAAAGGUUGGCUCAGCCAUGUAAACUCACUGGGUGACCUUGGACAAGUCACAGUCUCUCAACCUCAGAGGAUGGCAAUGCCAGUGGCAAACCUCUGAAGAAACAUGUAAAAAAACCCCACAUGAUAAGUUUGCCAUAGGAUCACCAUAAAUUGGAAACGACUUGGAGGCACACAAUAACAGCAACAAAUGGUGGGUUUUUUUGUUGUUGUAAACACACCAGGAUCAGGAUUUGCCAUUGUGCUUGGCUUUAUGGAAGCAUGUAUUGUCCCAUUUGAUAACUGAGAAUUCUCCUGACUACUGAUAGUUGCAAAAUAAACUGAAGCACAGAGUUCACAAUGUUUGGUAUGAUAUAGAGCAGGACUACCCAUGUUUGCAGAAAGUGGACUUUCCAGAGUCCUCGAAAGCAGUCUUGUGAUAUGGUGUGUUUUUACAUUUUAAAAUGGUUUGUUUACAUACCUGUAAGAAAAUUGCAGGUUGCUGUGUGUGUGUAUAAGACUAAUAUGUGUACAGGAGCAGUGGAUAUGCUGUCACACAGAAUGCACCUAGUAUCUGGUGGACUUUGUUCUUGUCUUGGGGCUUCUCUUAUUAUUUAUAUAGCAUCAUCUGUGUAGUGUGCUUUACAGAAUGGCAUGGGGAAAAGGAAGAAAGGAAAAAAGAAAAUAAAAAAUUCAGUUUCUUCCUCCCAUAGAAUUUACAGCCUAACUUUUCACCUGGAAGGAUAUGGCAAGGUUAAUAAGAAGUUUAUCUCAGAAAUUAGUAAGAACGAAACAAGGAACUUCCAGUGGACAAAAUCCUAGUCUUCUCUAUAGUUAACGAAAAUGGAUGGUCCCUCUCACUUGCCCUUUUGUAGGUGGGUAUGAAAUUUUGCAUGACAGCCAGCAAGAGUGUUGGACUCUAGAGACCAGGGUUUGAAUCUCCUUCAGCCAUGGAAACCCACUCGGUGACCUUGGGCAAGUCACACUCUCUCAGAAGAAAGCAAGGGCAAACCCCUCUGAACAAAUUCUGCCAAGAAAACCUUGUGAUCGGUUCACUUUAGGAUUGCCAUAAGUCAAAAAUGACUUGAAGGUGCACAGAAAUGAAUCUUGCGUUUGGUCAGUUUCAUGUAACAGAAGAUGAUUAAGUAGUUAGUAAAAUCUUAGUUUCAGGGUAUACAGGCAAGUGGAACAAUGUGGGCUUCAAGUUGAACUAAUUGAGGACAUGGUGAGACCUUUGAGCCCAGAGGUUACUGAUUAAAGGAUCUGCUAUUUACAGGCUAUCUUCAUCAUUGGAUUACCAAUGGAGGAAUUUCUUCCUGGAAAGAGAUUAGUGGAGCCCUAAAAAAAUUAAAGUGCCUGGACAUGUGGUUGAGGACAAAGUAGUUCAUCUAGAGAGAGAGAGAGAGAGAGAAGGGUCUCUUUACUUCCUCCAGCAUGCUUACUUUUUUUCCUUUUUAUGAAGAAGAGAAGAAAUACUGGUGGUGGAUCAGGGCAUUCUUAAGUGGAGUGCUGCAGUGCUGAUAAUGCUGAACCUAGUGCAGAAAUAUUCCAGUUUGACACCACUUUAACUGCCAUGGCUCAGUGCUAUGGAAUUCUGGAAAAAGAAGUUUGUUUUGGCACCAGAGCUCUCUGACAGAGAAGGCAAAAUGUCUUAUAAAACUACAAUUCCCAGCCAUGCAGUGUAAAUGGUGUCAGACUGGAUUAUUUCUGCAGUGUGGAUUCAGACCCAGUUUCUCCAGUUUUGUGUUUACCUUUUCAGACAAGUGCUGGGAUCCUGUGGUGGGAAAACUGCAGCAGAGAAAUGGUGGGUCUCUCCCCCAGCCUUAUGGCUGUUUCUCCUUUCUGUCUGGGCUUUUUAAGACCUUGUCCUAGGUUUUCAACACGUUUAGCUCUCUUUUACUUUAGUCUUAGCAAUGUUUAAUUAUUUUUAUGUUGGCUUGAGGGCUGAAUGGAUGAAAGGCAACCUGGAAAAAUUAAAAUAAAAUCAAGGCUGGUAACAGUGUUGAGGCACAAAGAGACUAGUUUGAAAACAUACACAUAUGAAUAUCUGAUUUAUCAGAGAACCAUGGUGUACAUUAGUUGCACUUUGUAUUGAUGCACGUACAAUUUUAGACUCUAAUGAAAACCAGCAGGAAAUUGAAGAAAAACAGCUUUCCAAAGGCCAGGAGUCCUGAUUUGAAAACUGUUGUUUCCUUGUUGUUACUUUGCUUGUUGUUACUGCUGUUGAGUGCCUUCAGGUCAUUUCCGACUUACAAUGACUCUAAGGCAGUGA
Molecule: messenger RNA, 6506 nt
Organism: Sceloporus undulatus (fence lizard)
Lineage: Eukaryota; Metazoa; Chordata; Lepidosauria; Squamata; Phrynosomatidae
Gene: MFHAS1
Product: multifunctional ROCO family signaling regulator 1
Exons: 3
Coding region: 232-3609 (1125 amino acids)
Molecular function (GO): protein binding
Source: RefSeq, a predicted model, not a curated record